GCGGCUGGCAGGGGGGGCAGGCCUGCAAGCCCGCUGCCGAGCUCGCGCUAGCCGACGUCAACGCGCGCUCCGACCUGCUUUCCGGGUUCAAACUGCUACUGCACAGCAACGACAGCAAGUGUGAACCGGGUCUUGGAGCGAGUGUGAUGUACAACCUACUGUACAACCCACCACAGAAGUUGCUACUGUUAGCUGGUUGUUCCACCGUCUGCACUACUGUCGCCGAGGCAGCCAAGAUGUGGAACCUUAUGGUGUUGUGCUACGGCGCUUCGUCUCCGGCACUGUCUGACCGGGCGCGGUUCCCAACACUGUUCCGGACACACCCCUCAGCCACGGUGCACAACCCUACGAGGAUCAAACUUAUGCAGAAGUUCGGAUGGUCACGUAUCGCCAUCCUACAGCAGGCUGAAGAGGUUUUUAUAUCGACGGUGGAAGACUUGGAAGCGCACUGCAAGCGUGUGGGCAUCGAAAUCGUGACGCGGCAGUCGUUCCUGUCGGACCCUUCGGAUGCCGUGCGCAACCUGCGGCGGCAAGACGCGCGCGUCAUCGUUGGCCUCUUCUACGUGGUAGCCGCGCGACGCGUGCUCUGUGAGGUCUACAAGCAUCGCCUCUACGGCAAGUCCUACGUCUGGUUCUUCAUCGGGUGGUACGAGGACAACUGGUUCGAGACAAACCUGGAGAGAGAGGGCAUCGAGUGCACAGUGGAGCAGAUGCGGGAGGCGGCGGAGGGCCACCUGACCACGGAGGCCCUCAUGUGGAACCAGAACUCCAACCAGACCACCAUUUCUGGGAUGACAUCAGAGGACUUCAGGUCGAGACUGAACGAGGCACUCCGAGAGGCGGGCUAUGACAUCGACGGCGAGAGGUACCCAGAGGGAUAUCAGGAGGCCCCGCUGGCGUACGACGCCGUAUGGUCCGUUGCUCUAGCUUUCAACAAAACAAUGGAGAAACUAGAGAAGAGUGGUUUGAGCUUGAAAAACUUCACUUACACCAACAAGAAGAUCGCAGACGAUAUCUACGAAGCCAUAAAUUCGACGUCAUUUCUUGGGGUAUCUGGUCUUGUGGCGUUCUCGUCGCAAGGUGAUCGGAUCGCGCUGACUCAGAUCGAACAGUUGACGGACAACCAUUAUGUGAAGCUGGGGUACUACGAUACGCAGGCUGACAACCUCACUUGGUUGGAACGCGAGAGGUGGGUCGGUGGCAAAGUGCCCCCAGACCGCACCGUGGUGGUGAACGAGCUGCGGACGGUAUCCCUGCCGCUGUUUGCCUGCAUGACCGCGCUCUGCAUAGCCGGCAUACUCGCCGCCAUCGCGCUCAUCAUCUUCAACAUGCUGCACAGGCACAGACGGGUGAUCCAAUGGUCACACCCUGCGUGUAACACGGUAAUGCUGUGCGGUUGCUGCGUGUGCCUGGGCGCGGCUGUGGCCCUGGGCGUGGAUGGGCGCUGGGUGCAGCCGCAGCACUUCCCCGGCUUGUGCGCAGCGAGGGCCUGGCUGCUGGCCACCGGAUUUUCUAUGGCAUACGGCGCUAUGUUCACCAAGGUCUGGCGGGUUCACCGCCACACCACCAAGCCCAAAGUUGAAUCUAAGAAGCGCAUGCAUGGAUGGAAGCUGUACACGAUGGUGGGCGGUCUGCUAGCAGUGGACGCGGCAUUACUGACAGCAUGGCAGCUGAGGGACCCGCUGCAGAGGCGGGUGGAGGUGUUCCCGCUGGAAGCGCCGCGUCAUCACGACGACGACGUCCACAUACGACCCGAGCUAGAACACUGCGAGAGCGAGCACAACACUGUCUGGCUCGGUGUGAUGUACGGCUACAAAGGACUAGUCCUUGUAUUCGGACUAUUCCUGGCGUACGAGACGCGGUCGGUGAAGGUGCGGCAGAUUAACGACUCGCGUUACGUGGGGAUGAGCAUCUACAACGUUGUGGUGCUGUGCCUCAUCACAGCUCCGGUGACGCUCGUCAUAGCCAGCCAGCAGGACGCCGCCUUCGCCUUCGUAUCCCUCGCCAUCGUCUUCUGCUGCUUCCUCAGCAUGGCGCUUAUAUUCAUUCCUAAGGUGAUUGAAGUGAUCAGACAUCCGACGGAGCGCGCGGAGAGUGGGCGAGGGUCCGGCUCGGGUUCGGCUCCGGCAGAUGAGGAGCGCUACCGGGAACUGGUGAAAGAAAACGAGGAGCUCCAAAAACUAAUCGCACAGAAAGAGGAGCGGAUCCGGGUGCUGAAACAGAAGCUGGCGGAGCGCGAGGCGGCGGCAGCGGACGUGACGCAAGAUGUACAGGAUGAGCACAUCUGAUCGCCCGCAAGGCAAUCUGCGAUAGUGUCGAACUAGAAUAACAUAGUUACAUAAUUAAUGUUGACUAUAGAACUCUCAUGAAUCACGCUGUAGCAAAUUCUUUAUGGUUAUUUAUUGAUAAGAGAUAAAAGUGUUCUUAUAUACAUAGUUAGAUGACUGGAUUGAAAAUAAAUUCAAAUGUGCGAAACAUUAGACGUAUUUGUUCCAUAUGCUACUUUGAUGUUAUGACCCGACUACAUGUUAUCAAGUAUCCGAAGGAUGAUUGUCACAGGCCAUUUCGGUAUGUAUUAUACUUGUGGAUAUUGGGAUCGUGACGAUAUUUUGAACAAUGUUUUGUAAACUGAAUAAAGUAAGCGUAUUAAGCGUAUUAUUUAGUAAGCGUGACACAAAACCGUCGUAGACCCAUUGCUACGCCGUAGCGGCGUAGAUAAAACAGCUUUGGCUUUUUGUGCUACGACGUCGCAAAGCUCUAAAACUCAACGCAAAUGUGCACAAAGAAAUAUUUUUCUUGAAGUACAUUCUAAGUGCUUGACAAACUAGGAACAGCAGUGUUAAACUGUAUAAAGGAUAAAGCUUUGUAUGACUCAGUUACAAAAGGGUAGAUAAGUAGGCGACAGUUAAUCACAAAAGAUGCCACCCUCAAGUGAGCUUAGGAUAACUUAAUCCCAUUCAAUUGUUAGUUUAGGACUUGCCGCUCUGCCUAUGAGAGAAGUUUUAAGAAAACUAUGUAAUAUUAUUUUGUUUCACAAUCAUGUUCUUAUCGUCAGGAUCACAUCUCCGACAUUUUGCACUGUCUGAUUUAAAUAAAUACAUGUAUUUUAAAGUGUACUCAUUAUUAUAGUUGGUCGCAAUAGAUUUUCAUGUCAUGGUCUUCAAACCAAAUAUAUUAAUUUCAUGAUUAAGCAGCGAAAUUAAAAUAUGUAUAAUGAAAUAUAAUCAUCAUCUCAAAAUCAUAAAUGUAAUAUAAAUUAACGAUAAAAUAAAUUAAAUUUUCUGUUAUGACUUGUUGUUAUAAUCUUUCUUAUGGAUUUUAUAAUUAUUGUGUUAACAAAUAAUUUCUUAAGUUAGGUACAUAUCACAAAAGAUCUCUGACUUAAAGUUAAUUGUUAUAAAAUACACAUUUAAAAAUAUAAACGGCUCAAUCCCAGUGAUUUUGGAUGCCAAACGAACAAAUAUAUUUAUUUAUUACUGUACUUAUAAAUAUUAUCUAUUGGCUAUUGUUUAGAAAAUUUCAGAUGUAACUUUAUCCGUCAAUAUACAAAAUCUAUUAGAAUAUACCGAUGUUACAGCACUGCCAAUUAUUGAUAUUUAGUAGUAACGUAAGUGACAAAUGUAGACUUAGUGGAAUAGAUAUAUACCUAGAUUGUUUGAAUAGUUAUUAUUUUUACCCGUAUUGCACUAAAAACAUAGUUUUAGUUCAAUUUGCGCAAGCCAUACGUUACUCGGAAACACAAAUGCGUAAAUAAAUAAAUUGUGUGCAUACAUCGCGGUGUUUUGAAACACAAUGAAAAGUCCGCCUUUCGGAAUGGUUGUUUCCGAAUCUCUUUUUGGCUGACGUUCAACACGACGGCCGGCGCGCCGCGACCGCGCCACCUAUAUAUUUCCGCUCCUCAAAAAGGAACGUUUCAACCGGACAUCACUUUGACUGCUAACAUAAAUAUUUAUUUACUUUAGCACAUAGACAUAGCUAAAAAGGUCAUUCCCCAAAUGAUCACUCCAGCGCUAUUGCCGCUCAAGUUAAACGGAACGAUUCUAUCAAGAUUCUAGUAUCAGAGACUUUAAAGUGCAUAUUCGGCCUUAGUCAAAGAUUUGACUGCAUAGAAUUAAAGUAAUGUGUUUUGUUACCUAACGUUGUACAUAUUGUUUCUUAAAUUUUAAAUACAUUAGGAAAUCGUUGACGUUCUAAAUUUUAUUGGUAUUUGAAGUAUUGUGAUCCCAGGCGGUGUGGAGGUCCGGCUUCUGUUGUGAGGGGCCGCCUGGCCGCGCCGCGGACGGCUCCGUACAUAGAUAGAUUAAUUAUUUAGAAUGUUAGUGAAAAUUUCAUAUAUAAGCUUCAUAAGUGGUCAGUUUUCUGUGAUCUUUAUGUUUGGUUGUAUUGAAAGUUUCACCGAA
Pectinophora gossypiella (pink bollworm) is the source of this 4400-nucleotide messenger RNA. RefSeq names its product gamma-aminobutyric acid type B receptor subunit 1 (gene GABA-B-R1). NCBI's taxonomy places the organism in Eukaryota, Metazoa, Arthropoda, Insecta, Lepidoptera, Gelechiidae. The transcript is spliced from 15 exons. Gene Ontology annotation, biological process: gamma-aminobutyric acid signaling pathway; G protein-coupled receptor signaling pathway. The record is from RefSeq and is a predicted model, not a curated record. Gene Ontology annotation, molecular function: G protein-coupled GABA receptor activity. The coding region runs from base 147 to 2288 and encodes 713 amino acids. Gene Ontology annotation, cellular component: G protein-coupled receptor heterodimeric complex; membrane.